Messenger RNA from Solanum verrucosum, 4527 nucleotides. RefSeq lists its product as uncharacterized. Gene Ontology annotation, biological process: DNA integration. Gene Ontology annotation, molecular function: RNA-DNA hybrid ribonuclease activity; nucleic acid binding. The record is from RefSeq and is a predicted model, not a curated record. NCBI's taxonomy places the organism in Eukaryota, Viridiplantae, Streptophyta, Magnoliopsida, Solanales, Solanaceae.
AUGAAGGGUUGCGAAGAAGUUGCAGUCCCAUACAAACCAAUCCUUAAGGUUGGAACUGGCAUGGAAAAUUCGGCGAAUGUUGUUGACUUGACAAAAAUGGUGCCUUCAGAGGCAGAAAGAACGUCAAAAAAGUUAAGCCCAUCAAACACACCCAUCCUAACUGUGAAAAGAGCACUUGAAGAUGUUUGGGCAAGUCAGAGAGAGGCAAGCUUGGCCAGUGUCCCACUUCCAAUGACUAACCCCAAGGCUGUCCCUUGGAAUUAUGAGCCAACCGUCGUGACAUACAAAGGGAAAGAAAUCAAUGAAGAAGUAGAUGACAUAGGAGGAAUGACUCGUUCGGGAAGAUGCUAUGCCCCAGCUGAAUUAAGGAAGAAUAAAAAUGACCAAAUGCAAGUUAAAAGUCCUGUCACUGAAGGGGAGGCGGAGGAGUUCUUAAGAAAGAUGAAAUUGUCAGACUACUCCAUUGUGGAACUGUUAAGGAAAACCCCAGCCCAAAUCUCUUUGUUGUCAUUGUUAAUACAUUCAGAUGAACAUCGUAAAGAUGUAAUGAAGAUUCUGAACGAAGCACAUGUUCCUAAUGAAGUUACAGUGAGUCAGUUAGAGAAGAUUGCUGGGAGAAUCUUUGAGGUAAACCGCAUCACCUUUUCAGAUGAUGAACUACCAGUGGAAGAUGCCAUUGGGGAGAUAGAGCUCAUACUAAAAAUAGGGCCUGUCGAUUUCACCGUGAAUUUUCAAGUGCUGAAUAUCAAUGCAUCCUACAAUCUAUUGUUGGGAAGACCAUGGGUGCAUAGAGCUGGGGCAGUCCCCUCUACGUUGCAUCAAAUGAUUAAGUUUGAAUACGAUCGACAAGAAGUGAUUGUUCAUGGUGAGGGGGAUCUGUCAAUCUACAAAGACUCUUCCUUUCCUUUUAUCAAGGCGAAUAAUGAUAAUGAGGCAUUGGUUUAUCAAGCUUUUGAGGUAGUGGUUGUUGAGCAUAUCCUCGAGGGGAAUCUCAUUUCAAAACCACAACUGCCCAUGGCAUCCGUGAUGAUGGUAAAUGAAAUGCUGAAGCAUGGUUUUGAACCAGGUAAAGGCUUGGGGAUCUUCUUGCAAGGGAUAGCUUAUCCGGUGAGUCCACGAAAGAGUCUUGGUACUUUUGGCUUAGGAUACAAGCCUAGAGUCGAGGACAAAAUGAAGCCCAAGAAGCAGAAGAGAGAUGUAUGGUCACUUACCAAGCCUAUACCACCCAUAUACAAAUCUUUCCUCAAAGCCCGCAUAACAGAAUCUUCUGAGUCACCACUCCCAGAGCCAGUGCUGGAGGUUCACGAAGAAUUGAUCAACUAUUUUCAAGAUUUAUUUGUCGAGGCUGAUAUGAUUGACACUAGCGACAGAGAUGUGCAAUUCAUUGGUCCUGAUGUCCAGCUGAACAAUUGGGAGGCCGCUCCUCUCCCUAUUAAGAAUGAGUCUUAUUCUUUCUAUGUCGAUUCUAGUGAUAUGACAUGCAUGCAGAAUUAUUCACCGGAUCUUAAAAUCCAAUCUAAUCUUCGACCUAAUCCUGAAAUACUAAGUCAAGAAAUUGAAUAUGAUGAAGACGAAGUAUUUGAAGAAGAGGAUAUAAUCCAGGCUCUGUUUGAUUACAAGGAUGUUUUUGCGUCAUCUUAUGAUGACAUGCCUGGAUUAAGCACUGACAUGGUGGUUCACAAGUUGCCGAUUGAUCCUAAGUUCCCUCCAGUAAAGCAAAAGUUGAGAAAGCUUAAAACUGACAUGAGUGUAAUAAUUAAAGAGGAAAUCACAAAGCAACUUGAGGCCAAAGUCAUUCGAGUCGCUCAAUAUCCUUCUUGGUUAGCCAACAUCGUACUUGUCCCUAAGAAAGACGGCAACGUUCGAAUAUGUGUUGAUUAUCGUGAUUUGAACAAAGCAAGUCCAAAAGAUGAUUUUCCUUUGCCCAACAUUCAUAUUUUGUUGGAUAAUUGUGCUAAACAUGAGAUUGCAUCUUUUGUGGAUUGCUAUGCGGGUUACUAUCAGAUUAUUAUGGAUGAUGAAGAUGCAGAAAAAACGUCGUUUAUCACUCCAUGGGGUACAUAUUGUUAUCGGGUUAUGCCUUGUGGGUUAAAAAGUGCGGGUGCAACUUAUAUGAGGGCAAUGACAACAAUGUUUCAUGAUAUGAUGCAUAAAGAAAUCAAAGUUUAUGUGGAUGAUGUGAUCAUUAAAUCAAAAAAGCAGUCAAAUCAUGUGCAAGACUUAAGAAGAUUCUUCGAAAGGCUUCACAGGUAUAAUCUCAAGCUUAAUCCUGCAAAAUGUGUAUUUGGAGUACUGUCAGAAAAGCUUUUGGGGUUUAUAGUCAGUCGACGAGGUAUCGAGUUAGAUCCUUAAAAAAUAAAAGUCAUUCAGGAACUGCCACCUCCAAAGAAUAAAACUGAGGUUAUGAGCCUUCUAGGAAGGUUAAACUACAUCAGUAGAUUCAUUGCUCAACUCACAACAACUUGCGAGCCCAUUUUUAAGUUAUUAAAAAAUAAUGCCACAGUCGAAUGGACCGAAGAAUGUCGAGAGGCUUUUGAAAGGAUUAAGAAUUACUUAUCGAAUCCCCCUGUGUUGGUUCCUCCCGAGCCGGCCAGACCAUUGAUAUUAUAUAUGUCAGUACUGGAUAAUUCUUUUGGAUGUGUAUUGGGCCAGCAUGAUGGCACUGGGAAGAAAGAGCAGGCCAUUUAUUACCUCAGCAAGAAAUUUACCGUUUAUGAAUCGAAGUACACCCUUCUUGAAAGAAUGUGUUGUGCCCUAACUUGGGUAGCACAGAAGUUGAAGCACUAUCUUUCAUCUUAUACUACUUAUCUCAUUUCUCGUAUGGAUCCGUUAAAAUACAUUUUUCAAAAGCCCAUACCCACGGGCAGGCUUGCGAAAUGGCAAAUAUUACUCACAGAGUUUGACAUUAUCUAUGUGACGCGGACCGCAAUGAAGGCUCAAGCCUUGUCAGAUCAUUUGGCAGAGAACCCUAUUGAUGAUGAAUAUGAACCACUUAAGACCUACUUUCCAGACGAAGAGGUAUCAUGUAUCGAUGAAGUUAUUCAUAAUAAGGAUCAAGGAUGGAAGUUGUUCUUUGACGUCCAACUUAGAUUCUAUUGUACUAAUAAUAUGUCAGAGUAUGAGGCUUGCAUCUUGGGUUUGAGGUUAGCUGCUGACAUGGGCAUCCAAGAGUUGCUAGUGCUAGGAGACUCAGACUUACUGGUCCAUCAAAUCCAAGGAGAAUGGGAGACUCGUGACCCAAAGCUCAUACCAUAUCAACAUUGUUUACAAGAUCUUUGUCGACAACUUGUGUCAAUAAAGUUUAGACACAUUCCUAGAGUUCAUAAUGAGAUUGCUGAUGCAUUGGCAACUUUAUCUUCGAUGCUUCAACAUCCUGACGAAGCUCAUAUCGACCAUUUGUACAUACAGAUUCGUGAUCAGCAUGCUUAUUGCAACUUGGUGGAGGAAGAAUUUGACGGUAAACCUUGGUUCCAUGAUAUUAAAACAUAUCUUCAGUCCGGAGAAUGCCCUACUAAUGCCACAAGUAAUCAAAAAAGGACUAUUCGGCGACUAGCUAGCGGUUUUUUCUUAAGCGGAGGCAUAUUGUACAAGAAAACACCUGAUUUGGGUCUUCUAAGAUGUGUAAAUGCUAAAGAGGCUUCAACAAUCAUGAUUGAAGUACACUCAGGAGUUUGUGGACCUUACAUGAAUGGAUAUGUUCUGGCAAAGAAGAUACUUCGGGCAGUUGCAUGCGAUGUCUGCUCCAUGGCCUUUCGUGGCUGGGGAAUGGAUGUGAUUGGACCAAUAGAACCAAAAGCAUCGAAUGGUCAUAGGUUCAUCCUGGUGGCCAUUGAUUACUUUACAAAGUGGGUGGAAGCAGUAACUUUCAAGUCAGUGACCAAAAAGGUCGUGGUGGAUUUCAUUCAUUUCAACAUCAUCUGUCAAUUUGGUAUUCCAAAGGCAAUUGUUACCGAUAAUGCUGCAAAUCUCAACAGUCACUUAAUGCAAGAGGUAUGCCGUCAAUUUAAGAUUGAACAUCGAAAUUCGACUCCUUAUCGCACAAAAGCAAAUGGGGCUAUAGAAGCUGCCAACAAAAAUAUUAAAAAGAUACUUCUGGGUGCCACCCCCUAUUCACUGGUAUAUGGGACUGAGGCAGUUAUACCUGCAGAGGUUGAGAUUUCAUCCCUGCAAAUUGUUGUAGAGGCUGGAAUUGAUGACGAUGAGUGGGUCAGAAAACGUUUGGAGCAAUUAAGUUUGAUUGAUGAGAAGCGAAUGACAUCAGUAUGCCAUGGACAAAUGUACCAGAAGAGAAUGACACGAGCAUACAACAAAAAGGUGCGUCCCAGACGUUUCGAAGAGGGUCAAUUAGUGUUGAGACGUAUUCUGCCGCACCAGGCUGAAGUCAAAGGCAAAUUUUCUCCAAAUUGGAAAGGACCAUUCAUUGUAAAGAAGGUAUUAUCCAAUGGUGCUCUUUACUUAGCAGAUAUAGAAGGCAAAAUGACAGAAAUGGUCAUCAAUGUUGAUGCUGUGAAGAGAUAUUAUAUAUGA